CUAAAGGAAAAGAAAACAAGGUUUUCCCUGUGUUUCCAUCGAGUCAAAAGAAAACUUGAAAAGGCUGUGGAAAACACUGCGUCUGCCUGGAGUUUCCGCAUCGAUAAUUUGUUAUUCUCAAAAGUUCCACUCAUUCGUGUUUCCAGCCAUUUCAGAUAAUUUGCUCUCGGUUUCUAUGAGGUGAUCGGUUGGCGAGGCCGAAGGCAUUAGAAAUCUACUAAAACUCAACAUGAACACGGGAAAGGUUUUCUAUUUCUUAAAUAAUAUUGUUAUGUAUCAGUAGUACAUUUGAAGACACGAAUGUUUCAUUUUCCUAAUAAAUUGUUGUCAUACUAGCCGAAUUAAUAUCUCAUACUAGGUUUGAACGCAAUUUUGAUUUAUUGUCUUUCAUGAUUUCAUUUCGCUUUGAAAAAACAUCUUUUCAAAGUGGAGCACAUGUACAUCGAAACUGUCUGUACUCCUGCUUUUCAUGGAGGAAGUUGUAAAUUGAAAUCAACUUAGCCUGUUCAUUAGUCUCGAUAGUACAUACAUCAGUAAGGGGAAUUUUUGUCUCCUUGUGAAUUUUGUGUCAUUGGCAGACGUGCUUCAUUUUCUGAUCAAGCUGCGAAAACAUCAGCUCCGAAUGACGAUUGUUUGUCUCCAUUACUGGGGUUUAAAAACUCAAAUUUUUUCACGGAAUGUACGGCUCAGCCAGCAGCUCAUUCAUACUUUUGCCAACCAGAACUUUAGCAAUUUUUGAAAGUCAAUAUCUUAUUCAAUAAUAAACCCCGAAAGCUAAGAGAGAUUCAACGUCUUCUCAGCUAAUUCUUCGCUAAUCUUUUUAUUUUGGCGGAAAUACCUCUGACCAUUAGAUGCCUAUUCCGCAGUCGUGGUUUUACUGUGACAUCCUAUGCAAAUAUGACGAAGCGAAAUAGCUUGAUAAAACUGUGCGAGAACGUUCAUAUCAAUUUACCCUCGGAAAGGUGUUAUGAUAGUUUUUUUUUUCCCUGUGAUUUGUAUUUGUUAUUCCUUACCUAACUUCUAAGUGAAAUAUUGAAUAACCAGUUCUUCGAUUUUGAGUCAAUGUUUAAUAGUGAAUGAUGUACGGCUUCUAUCGGGUUUUUGAACAAUAAAAUCAUAAGUAGAAGUGGGAAGAAGGCAGGUGUUCGGGAAGUGCUCUUUGCCGUUUUGCUCAGAAUACAUGUAAAAUUGUAUUGGCCUCCUGAUGGCUAGUCUGUGUUUUUUAAUUUUAAUUUUUUUUAUUUGGAAGUAUGUGAAGCCGCGGAAAAGUACAGUGAGUCAAAUGUCAGUUGUGUUGUGUGACGUAACUCUUCCACUCCGGCCUGACUAAUCUAUCAAUUACAAACAAGCUCAUUAAAAUAACAAACUUCGACAAUCAUUAUCUUCUCAGAUUACAUUGUCCUUAUUUCACUGUUAUUUAUAGCCACGCGUUUGAACCGUUUCAGAAUGGAACCAUUUGAACACGAGAAAGAUGUUUCUUUCAAAUCAAGAAAACGAAGGUCAGGCUCAAAGACAUUCCUGAUCAUUUUGUCUGUCUUAUCGCUUAUUUUACUGGUGAUUUCAAUCGUAUUUAUCACGCUGUACGCCUUGGAAAAGGGCAAGAAGACAUCUACACCUCAGAUCCCGAGAGAACAGAAGUAUUGUGGAUCAAAAGCAUGUUUUGAUACGGCAAAAGAUACCUUUAAGCUGCUAAACCAGAGCGCUGACCCUUGUAGUGAUUUUUACGAGUACGCCUGCGGUGGUUGGGAAGAUGAGAAUGCUUUGGAAACUGGGGAGACUUCCGUUACCGGUUUCUCGCUAGUCAGAGAAAAAAGCUACAACAUUCUGAAGAAUGCGCUGACAAAUGCAAACACAAAUUACUCAGAUAAUGAAGCUGUUAUAAAGACAGUGAAGUUUUUCAACGCCUGCAAUGACACAGUGGCUGUUGAGGCUAGAGGAGAUGAUCCGCUAAGGAAGUUGAUUGAUGAAAUGGGAGGAUGGAAUGUGACGGGUAACAUGAAGUCUUUAUCAUCCAUGGAUAUUACACAGAGGAUCGGCAAAGUGUCAAGAGAAUUAUUUAUCAAGCCAUUUAUAGACGUCAAAGUAUUUAUCGAUCCUCAUGAUUCUAACAAACAUAUUUUGCAGUUUGGACCAGGGGAACUUGGAAUGGUCAAGUCAUAUUACUCAAAGAAUACCUCGAACUAUCAGGUGGUUCGAAACGCUUAUAUGACGUACAUGAAGAAAGUCGCUAAGUAUCUUGGAGGUGGUCCUGACUCUGACGAACAGAUGAUCAAAGUCUUUGAAUUUGAAACCAAGUUGGCCAAGCUGGAAAAAAACCCGGAUGAAAGCUCCAUCAUAGAAACGCUAAAGAAAGAACUUCCUUCAGGAGUGGCGACCUUUGACCUGAGGACAACAUUGCAAAGAUUCAGCAGGGCUUCUAAAGUAGACCUAAACAAACUCGUUGCCUUGGUAAAUGCGGUUUUCGCCAAGCAAGGGCGUAAAUUCAAGAAAGAUGAGAAAGUCCUCGCAUAUCCCUCGCAGUAUUACAGCCGGCUUUUCAAUUUCUACGACAAUAUGACCAAGACGAACCCUGUGGUUGUUGUCAACUAUAUUAUGUGGACGGUGAUCCACAACUUCAUCAAAAUCAUGCCGCAGAAAUACAGGGAUGCCUACGACGAGUAUGUAGUGACCGUUAUUGGGAACAGGACAAGGCAACGUUGGGAAGAGUGUAUCGACAGAAUGCAGCCAGUCCUUGGCAUGCCCCUUGGCUUGCUGUUUGUGGAUAAGGCGUUUGACGAAGGAAGUAAAGAAAAGAUAACACAGAUGACUAGGCUGAUUAGAGAAGAGUUUAUCAAGACUGUAGACACACUGCCUUGGAUGUCUGAAGAGACAAAAGCCAAUGCAAUAGAGAAGGCUAACGCCAUCACCGAGGAUAUAGGUUAUCCAAGUUACAUCAAGAACCCUUCAAAGCUAGCUGCCAAAAUCAAAGGACUGAACGUGGGGAAUAAUCUCUUUGAAAAUGUAGUUAAUGCCAUGGCGUUUUCCGCUGACCUGUCGUACAGGUCCCUAGAUAAACCUGUCGAUAGAGACCAAUGGUUUCUAGGUCCUUCACAAGUGAAUGGCUACUACUCACCGAGGCAAAAUCGAAUCGUUUUUUUAGCGGCCAUUUUGCAGCCACCGUUUUACAAUCCACUCUAUCCAUAGUAAGUAUUACUGAGUGAGUAGUAUUGCUUAUUGUUGGUUGUUGUUAGAGAUGUGUUCUGUUAUGAUUGGGGACAGAUUGUUGAGUAGCUCUCUCGGUUGGGGUAUGUAGAAAACAAGAAUUGCUCAUUUACACUUUUGCCCCAUGGAACUAUUCCAAUCACGGGGAAUUUAGCAGAUACCUACGCCACUCGCGCGUCCAUUACGCGCACUUUAACGGCUUUCUUCUGAAAGUUUCCCACAGUUUUUAAAACUUAUGAAAAGCGCUAAAAACGUUUUUGCCCAAAAGAAGUCCUCGAAGACCAUUUUUAAUUUCGAAACUUGUUAUAGAUGCGAUUAAUUAGUAACCGGAUCUCGUGCCUUACUAUACAAUUCAGGGAGUAACCGUGCUCGUAAUUUCAAAUCGGCCUCACUCUCCACGCUCGUCCGAUUUUGAAAUUACACGCCGGCACGAUUUCUCUCUGAAUUUUACUCCACUCGGUCCAGUUACUAUUACUAAUCAAUAUGGAGAGUACUUUACUUUUCACUCUCAGAUAUUUUAACUAUGGCGGGAUCGGUAUGGUGAUUGGGCAUGAAAUAACACAUGGAUUCGACAAUGCUGGAAAGUUUUUUGACAAGGAUGGUAACGUAAAGAACUGGUGGUCUCCUGUGUCUCAGAAUGGAUUCCGUACUAGAGCAAGUUGCCUUGCAAAGCAGUAUUCAAAAUUCGAGGUCUACGAAAAAAAGAUAAACGGUAAUCAAACAAUUAACGAGAACAUCGCUGAUAAUGGAGGGAUCAAACUAGCAUUCAAUGCUUAUAAAACGUUGGUUGACAAAGAAGGCACUGAGGGCGCUCUCCCUGGCCUGGGUCUAAGCGAGGAACAAUUGUUCUUCGUCGGUUUUGCACGGGUAAGUAUUGUUUCUCAUUAUAAAAUGCAACAAUUUUUUUUUUUUAAACCGGAUAAGGGAAUAAGUGUCGGUUGAUGUGUGCAUAGGUUUGUUUAGAAUCGCAUCUGCUACAGAAGCUUACCAUUUGGUUAUUAAUUAACAAGUACGAAAUGUUCAACUUCCUGUCUGCGAUGAGAAUUGCAAU
Molecule: messenger RNA, 4252 nt
Organism: Orbicella faveolata
Lineage: Eukaryota; Metazoa; Cnidaria; Anthozoa; Scleractinia; Merulinidae
Product: endothelin-converting enzyme homolog
Biological process (GO): protein processing
Cellular component (GO): plasma membrane
Molecular function (GO): metalloendopeptidase activity
Source: RefSeq, a predicted model, not a curated record